Anisakis simplex (herring worm) is the source of this 156-nucleotide messenger RNA. Lineage: Eukaryota; Metazoa; Nematoda; Chromadorea; Rhabditida; Anisakidae. The record is from the annotation of a GenBank genome assembly.
AUGCCCGCAACCGCAGCCGAUCGAGGACGGUCGAGAGUGUGUCGAGGAGGGCGAGUGUCUCAACGGCCGAUGCCUGACCUUCUGCGAACGUCCAUCGAUCAACAAGAAACCGUGUAUUUGUCGGAAAAGUACGCAUCACUUCUCAUUCCUUUCUGA